UAGUUAAAAUGACGACAGCAGCGAGGCCAACGUUUGAACCUGCGAGAGGAGGAAGAGGAAAAGGUGAAGGAGACUUAAGUCAGCUAUCCAAACAGUAUUCCAGCAGAGACCUUCCUUCUCAUACUAAAAUCAAAUACAGACAGGCCACUCAGGAUGCUCCUGAAGAGGUGCGUAACCGUGAUUUCAGAAGGGAGCUGGAGGAGAGAGAACGUGUUGCUGCAAGAGAAAAGAACAGAGACAGACCAAACAGAGAGCACACAACAUCAUCUUCAGUGUCUAAGAAACCUCGACUAGACCAGAUUCCUGCGGCAAAUCUUGAUGCAGACGAUCCUCUUACUGAUGAAGAUGAUGAAGAUGAAGAUUUGGAAGACAGUGAUGAUGACGACACUGCAGCUCUUCUGGCUGAACUGGAAAAAAUCAAGAAAGAACGAGCUGAGGAACAGGCUCGAAAGGAACAAGAGCAAAAGGCUGAAGAAGAAAGAAUUCGAAUGGAGAAUAUUUUGAGUGGUAACCCACUGCUACUGAACCUUACCGGCCCAGCACAGCCUCAAACAAACUUCAAAGUGAAGAGGAGGUAACCCUGUACUCUGAU
Apaloderma vittatum (bar-tailed trogon) is the source of this 592-nucleotide messenger RNA. It is a transcript of the gene CWC15, whose product is annotated as CWC15 spliceosome-associated protein. The coding region runs from base 9 to 578 and encodes 189 amino acids. Gene Ontology annotation, cellular component: catalytic step 2 spliceosome. Gene Ontology annotation, molecular function: RNA binding. The record is from RefSeq and is a predicted model, not a curated record. Gene Ontology annotation, biological process: mRNA cis splicing, via spliceosome. NCBI's taxonomy places the organism in Eukaryota, Metazoa, Chordata, Aves, Trogoniformes, Trogonidae. The transcript is spliced from 5 exons.